Trichomonas vaginalis G3 is the source of this 2046-nucleotide messenger RNA. RefSeq names its product guanylate cyclase protein. The record is from RefSeq and is a predicted model, not a curated record. The transcript has a single exon. Bases 1 to 2046 code for a protein of 681 amino acids. Lineage: Eukaryota; Parabasalia; Trichomonadida; Trichomonadidae.
AUGGCCGAAUUAUCCGUAUCUAAGUCAGCAGUGAGCUCACCAAGCAAUGCUGAGUCCAAUCUUAAUUCAUCUAGACAUAAAAAGAAAUUAAUUGAUCAUUUUUUCCCUCUUUAUGAUCAGAUCAUGCAACGAGUUCACUUGCCAAACUGGUUUUCGACCUUGUGUGACAUUUUCCUUGCAUUCCAAGUUCUUACUUCUGGAUUUUGGAUCUUUUCUCAGCCUUUCCAACGAACUACAGGCGUUUGGAAGAAGAUCUAUUACUGGAUCAAUAUGAUUGUCUCUUUCCAAGAUCCAUUAAAUACAAGUGAAACUAGAUUAAUCAAUGCAGGCAUAUGUAUAGGUGUCUCGAUUUUUGCAAUAAUGUGGCUUAUUUUCAUGGUCUACUACUAUUACAACAAUUUUGUUAUCCCAACUGUGUUCUUAUAUCUAUCUGUAGUCUUCCUUGACCUUAUUGCUCCAGCAUUCAUCAUGCCGUCAGCUUAUACAGCAGGAUAUGGAAUUGCCUCCUUAUUAGUCGCCCAUAACCAUGAUUUUAUUGUUGAAAUAGUUCUUGGAUCAAUAUCCUAUAUAGUAGCUCUCUUCUUCUUCAUUCUUGGAACACUUUUGAAAUCUCGGUCGGUAAUUUUCACAAAUUUAACCUACCAAUGCUACGAUUCUACAUUCGUUAUAGUUUGGUUUUCCAUGACCUCAUUCGAAUGCAUUCUCAGCGCCAUUUUCCGUGCAUUUGAUGGAAAAUUUUAUUUAUUCAUUCCAAUUAUCCACUUAGGAUGUGCACUUUGGAUGUGUUAUAGAACUAUGUUCAUUCCUUUCUAUGCGUUAUGGCGAAAUCCAAUCUGUUUCCAGUUCGGAAUGGUCACAACAGCCUUAGACAUCAAUUUGGUCGUAUUAUAUUUAGCUCCAAAACUUAUUUAUAACUAUACAAUUGUUGUUUUCCUUGCUAUUACUGUUUUUGCACAUCCUGUCGGUCAAUUCGUUUUCAAAUUAAUUGUUUCGAAGAAAAAGAAACAAUUAACAAAUAACGAAGAGAUCUCUGACAUGACAGAAUACUUCGAUUCCCUUGGAAUUGUUAAAAGUGCUUCACAUUGUAUGAGUUAUAUCGUUGUUGGAAUGGCAGAAAUGUGUGAUUACUUCAUAGAUGGUGCCCUGACAGACUACAUCAUAUUAAGAGGUGAAGGAGAAGGAAUAUUAUCCUUGAUGUUACAAGUAAUGACAUAUCUUCCUUGUGAAUCACAAAAAUUGAACAUGUUGUACAAGAAAUUGAUCAAAAAACGUAAUUUAUCGUUCAUUAACCGUUUCUUGAUCUUCCAAAUCUCAAUGGUCAGAACAAGAAGAUUAGUUACUAACACAAAAGACACAUUAGAGAUCUUUACAAGACUGAAAUCCCUUAAUGAACAGAUUAAGUUCAGAAUCAACUCAUUUUGGGACCUUUCCAGUGCUAAAUCAAGUUUUUUGAGUGAAUUAGUUAAUUCUACACAAAAAUUACAGAACCAGUUCGAAUAUACUUUGAAGCACAAUCCAAACAACACAAGAAUUAUCAAUGAAUACGUCAAUUUUUUGGUUGAAUGCAGAUGUGAUUUUGACGAAGCAAUUUUACAAGCACUUAAAAGUGAUAUGAUAUGUGAUGGAAAGGAUUUCAAUGUUGAUGUAUCAUUUAGAAGCUUCGUUUCUAAGUUCCCUUUAUAUUUGAAGAAGAAAAUUUUUGAUUUCAGAGGUAGAAAAAUGGUUUCUGAUUCAAGUAUGAAGAAAGAUGACAAGAACAUCAUGGAUAACUCAAUGAACAACGUCAAGUCAUCGACGACAAGUAAUUCUUCUGGUAUCGAGUUCAUGCCAACAUCUGUUGACAAUGAAAGUGAAGAACAAGUUGGCGGAAGAAUUAUUAAACAAUCAAAAGUCAGAAUUUUAUUAAAUAGAAACAUCAAAGAUUCAACACCAACACAAUCUAGGUGGGUAAUUAUUUCUAGUUUAUUGACAUUCUCUAUAGGUGUUGUUAUAUUAAUUGCUUUCUAUUUCACACAAAGUAAUUCGUUGAAUUUCAGAAUAGUCUAG